Liolophura sinensis is the source of this 2152-nucleotide messenger RNA. RefSeq names its product sodium/myo-inositol cotransporter 2-like. The record is from RefSeq and is a predicted model, not a curated record. Gene Ontology annotation, biological process: transmembrane transport. Gene Ontology annotation, molecular function: D-glucose:sodium symporter activity. NCBI's taxonomy places the organism in Eukaryota, Metazoa, Mollusca, Polyplacophora, Chitonida, Chitonidae. The transcript is spliced from 15 exons. The coding region runs from base 203 to 1978 and encodes 591 amino acids. Gene Ontology annotation, cellular component: plasma membrane.
AUUGUUCGGCGGGGGCUGUCUCAUUCGCUGAUACAUAUACGUGUACUCACAUUGCUGUUAUGAUGUUCUGCAACGUAUGUGGGUAGAGUUACCAACAACCUUUGUUCGUCACUAAGGCGCUAAUCUAGCUUUAAGGGAUCUCUAGACUAUCUUCACACAGUCCCUGUAAACUUGUGCUGUUUUGUCGGUCAGCCUGAGGCCGAUGACAGCCACAGAGCGUGAGGCUCUCUGGUCGAGACACUGGGAUCUACGACUGGACGUGAAGGAGUACAUCAGUGGGAAGCUUUCACGCUCACCACAGCUCAAUAUGGACACGCGCGGGCUUGACCACUGGGGGGACAUCGCCGUCGUGGCUUCUUACUUCGUCUUUGUUCUCAUGGUUGGAUUGUGGUCGUUAUGGAGACCGAAUCGAGGGAGUGUUCAAGGCUACUUUCUCGCUGGAAGGAGCAUGCAUUGGUUUCCGGUUGGAGCGUCGCUAUUUGCCAGCAAUAUCGGCAGCGAACAUUUCGUAGGACUUGCCGGCACUGGUGCUGCCUCUGGCAUUGCCAUUGUCAUCUACGAGUGGUCGUCCAUGCCGCUGGUGAUGGCCCUCGCCUGGCUUUUCUUACCAGUGUAUAUAUCGGCGGGGGUAUUCACUUUACCGGAAUACCUGGGUAAAAGAUUUGGGGGUCAAAGAUUACAGAUAUAUCUGAGUGCCCUGGCUCUCGUGCUCUACAUUGUUACAAAGAUAGCGGUAAGCAUUUAUGCCGGAGCUCUUUUCAUUCAGCUGGCUUUAGGAUGGGAUAUGUACAUCUCUAUAGCUGCUUUACUGGCAGUAACAGGUCUCUACACGGUGCUAGGAGGCUUGGCUGCCGUCAUCUACACCGACACAUUCCAGACCGUUAUCAUGAUGAUAGGCGCCGUCAGUCUGUUCGGAAUUAGUUUCUGGGAAAUUGGUGGAUACGAAAAUUUAGUCCGGCUGUAUAUGAAGUCACUUCCAGGAGACUAUGACAUGAACUCGACCUGUGGCCGUCCACGUGCCGAUGCUUUUCACCUGUUCCGAGACCCUCUUAACUCUGAUAAUCCUUGGCCGGGGCUGAUAUUACAGGCUACUAUUGGCUGUCUCUGGUACUGGUGCUGCGAUCAGGUAAUUGUUCAAAGGACACUGGCUGCAAAGAACUUGAGUCACGCUAAGGGUGGCGCCAUAAUGGCUGGGUACCUGAAACUACUUCCGCUCUUCCUUAUGAUACUACCGGGCAUGAUCAGUCGAGCUCUAUAUCCAGAUGAGGUGGGCUGUGUAGAUCCCUCAGACUGUGAGAAGUACUGCGGUAAUCCCGUGGGGUGCUCUAAUAUCGCUUAUCCCAAACUUGUUCUGACUCUUCUCCCAAUCGGUCUCCGUGGAUUAUUGAUGGCCGUUAUGCUAUCCGCCAUUAUGAGCUCUUUGACGUCAAUAUUCAACAGCGCAAGCGCACUCUUUACCAUGGACCUCUGGCGGAAAAUGAGGCCCUCUGCGAAGGAAAGAGAACUCCUAAUCGUUGGAAGGUUGUUCAUCGUUGUCUUGUGUGGUCUGAGUAUUUUGUGGAUCCCACUUGUGAAGAGCUCACAAGGGGGACAACUCUUCAUAUACAUUCAAGCCAUUCAGGGUUAUCUGGGUACACCAAUUGGCGCCUUGUUUUUCUGGGCGAUACUAUGGGAACGUAUGACCGAACAGGGUGCUUUCUGGGGAAUCCUUGCCGGCCAUGUUUGCGGAGUAAUACGAAUGACGCUGGACUUUGUAUAUCCAGAGCCCGGCUGUGGUGAACCGGAAACCCGUCCGCAGAUAGUCUCUAAAGUUCACUUCUCAUACUUCGGGCCACUGCUGAUAGUUCUGACGUCACUUGUUAUUGUGACCAUCAGUCUUCUAACAGAAGCAAGGAACAAAGAAGAUAUUCAAGGAUUAACUUGGUGGUCCAGGAGAAAGCCCCGCAGCUCGUUUUCAGAAGAAAACCGCUCGCCGUGACAACAACCAACUGGAUGAAAUGUCUAACAAUAGUGGCCAUGAUGUGGACCAGCAUAGUCCGUCCGUCGCAGAAAACGAAACCUCAAAGUGUCGUAAGUGGUUGGAUUUUGUCUGUGGAAUACCACCGGAACAAGAAGCAGCGGUGGACGACAGCAUUGCAUGGCGGGAGUCAGA